UGUUCGCCGCAAACAUCAAAUUUGUCGAUAGGCUUGUAUACAAAGAAAAAAAAAACGUACAAGGGUGCUAUUGAAAAUACACAAAAAUUACUACUAAGAGUUACUGUGAGACUGGAAAGUGUGUGCUGUCUUUGUGCAUAAAAUGGCACAGGUUGCUUUUGUUGAUAGCAUGCUGCGGGAGUAUUUGGUGUUUCGAGGCUAUUCAAACACACUCAAAGCACUCGAUGUGGAGCAACGGAAUGAGAAGGAUCAACAUUUUCGUGCCGAGCGUUUAAUUGAACAUUUCAACGCUGCCAUCCAGGCAUCUGAUUUGACAGCUGUUCGCAGUCUGUGGCUACAUCUGGACAACAAUCUGUUCAGCAAGCUGGAUCACACUUAUGCUGUGGCUGUCAAAAAGCUGGAGAACAGUCUACUCAAAUACUAUUUGGUAACUGCAUAUAGCAAUAACAGGACUGACAAGAUAUCCGAGUUCUUCAAUAAAUUAGCCGCCGAGCUGCAGCAACAAAGCGAGUGGAAAGAUUGGUUCUUUUUCCCCUUCUGUCGCAACGCGGAGGAAUCGCCUACAUUUACGCUCUUCUUUACCAAGCCGUGGCAAGACACGCUGCUUCUAUCCCUGCGCAAUUUCCUGACCACAGUCUAUCAAUGCCUGCCACAGCCCAGUUUUGUGCGCGCCGAGCAAGAGGCGGCGCACAUGCAGCGUCUGCAGGACGACAACACAAGGCUGCGUGCGCGACUGUUGCAGCUGCAGCAGGAGCAACAACAACAGCAGGUGGCCAGCUCAUCGCAGAAUCUCAGCGGUGAAACAAGCAGCACUCGACGUCGCAGCUCGUAUCAUCGACAACAGCAGAGUCUGAGCGACAUUCUACCCUUUGACAUCAGUCCACCAGGUCACAUUGUGGAUGACUUUUGUAUUAUUGCCUCCGAGGCGAACAGCGUGGCUCAAGCGAGCGAUGCCCAGGCACGUGGCCUAAAAUUACUCAUACGCAACAUUGGCUCCGGCAGCUCUCCUGUGCUGGCACGCAAGGAUAACAACGGCGGCAGCGACAAAUCGUCGAGCAAACGUCGCUCCGGCAGCGUGGGACGCAGUUGGAUAUAAAAAGAAAACCAAGUCUGUUUUUGGGAAA
Drosophila albomicans is the source of this 1124-nucleotide messenger RNA. Its product is annotated as WD repeat-containing protein 91. NCBI's taxonomy places the organism in Eukaryota, Metazoa, Arthropoda, Insecta, Diptera, Drosophilidae. Gene Ontology annotation, molecular function: phosphatidylinositol 3-kinase regulator activity. Gene Ontology annotation, biological process: early endosome to late endosome transport. Bases 143 to 1096 code for a protein of 317 amino acids. The transcript has 3 exons. The record is from RefSeq and is a predicted model, not a curated record. Gene Ontology annotation, cellular component: late endosome membrane; early endosome membrane; extrinsic component of endosome membrane.